Salvelinus fontinalis (brook trout) is the source of this 8433-nucleotide messenger RNA. RefSeq lists its product as uncharacterized. NCBI's taxonomy places the organism in Eukaryota, Metazoa, Chordata, Actinopteri, Salmoniformes, Salmonidae. The transcript has 5 exons. The coding region runs from base 552 to 4865 and encodes 1437 amino acids. The record is from RefSeq and is a predicted model, not a curated record.
AAUUAUAACGUUUUUCUGUAGAUUAAUUUGUCUUGUUGUAAUAUUGGUUUUGUUUUUUGUCAUUUGCUUCAAUAAAAUAGAGAAUAGUGCCAAUCAGUUGCGAAGGAGCGAAGAAAACUCUGGGGGCGUGGAACUUGAAUCUACUAGUACCAGCCACGCGCGCUGACCGCAUAUACAUUUUAAGAAGUCCUAACAGAAGAGAGGAGUGUUUUUGCCAAUAAUGCACUAUAACGUUGGAUGCUGAUAAACCACACAGAAGAAGACGAGUGCGAGUUGUUAAUUGCUAGCUCUCGGUUGGGGAUAUAUCCAUGUUUUCAGCUGAUCUGCCGUAUGUGAAAGAGAGAGGAGCGGGGCAGACUUUCUAUGCAGAGGUCUGGUGUAGCCAACCCCCCCAUUAUCCGUGUCCAAGUCACCAUCUAAAUGCCGGGAUCUCUUGCAAGGUUCAUCAAAACUGCAAAUGACCUAUCACAAUUGACCUUUUGAGGAUGGUGCCCCAUAUGCUUGAAAUGCUACCCAGUUCAAUGUGCUGGGACAGAUAGAACUGGCACAACAUGGAUAACGCCUGUGAAAAUGCCAGAUCAAGAGAAUGGAGCUAUGGUGAUGGAUACAGCCGCCAUAAUAUGGCUCAGUGGGAAAGUGCUCCCCCUGCUGGUGAAAGACAGUACCUCACCCAACAGGAAAAGGAACGCCAGUGGCUGAACCAUGAGAAAGAAGCUGCCAUACGGGCCCACUCCAACUCCCAUAGACAAAACUCUCCAAUGGACUUCCGUGGACAUGGGGCACAAGAGACCCAGCCGCUGCCUCUGUAUCAUCAGGACCAUCACAGAAUGGCUCCGAGUCAGAACAUAAGGGAUUGGCCAAAUCUCUAUGGACCCUUGAGAGGCCAGGCAACCUCUAAUAUAACCUUACACCGCAGUGGAGAGAGAACAGAAACAUGGGCUAAGCAUGAACCCCACUUCCCCAGCUAUGAGUUUUUGCCCCAACUCAUUGUUGAAAGAGGGCAUGAGGAUAUAACCCAUCACCAUAAAGGUGACCGGGAUUAUAUGGUUAGUCGGAUAGUGAAUCAUAAUCUCCAUUACAUUGAAAGCAAAUGGCAGAUGUUAGAUCCCACCCAUUCUAAUGGACAUGCUAGAGGACAUUUUAAUGAACAUUCAAGGGGACAUUCUAAUUCCUAUUACAGGGUUCAUUCUACUGAAUGCUCAAAGGGAAGUUCUAGGGGUGACUCUAGUGGACGUUCUAGGGGUGACUCUAGUGGACGUUCUAGGGGUGACUCUAGUGGACGUUCUAGGGGUGACUCUAGUGGACGUUCUAGGGGUGACUCUAGUGGACGUUCUAGGGGUGACUCUAGUGAACGUUCUAGGGGUGACUCUAGUGGACGUUCUAGGGGUGACUCUAGUGGACGUUCUAGGGGUGACUCUAGUGGACGUUCUAGGGGUGACUCUAGUGGACGUUCUAGGGGUGGCUCUAGUGGACGUUCUAGGGGUGGCUCUAGUGGACGUUCUAGGGUCCGUUCCAGCAGGUAUCCCAGGCUGGACUUCCAGGAUAAGCAUGUCAACCCUUUUCAAACUAUGACCAACAGUUCUCCAGACAUUCAGAACGCCAACAUCACUCCAACUGUUCCUAUGGUCAACAACGAACACAGUGAAUCCACAUCAGUACAUACAACAGGUCCUGCGAGAGAUUCUACAUCACUUGUGCAGACCUUUACUAUGACUGCACAGCAGUGUGUUUUUACGGAUUUCCGUUCCACGGGAGGUACAGAAUCUGGUGUUGUUGACCUAAAAGCAGCCCAGGUAACAAAUGCAGACACCCAUGGUAUACUAGGACCUAGUGUUCCUUCUCAAGCCAUAACUCAACAAACAGAUCAUCUUCCUGGCAAUGCUGCUGUGGUUUCUCACAAACAGACCUCUACCACCCCUGAACAGCAACAUGCUCCCUCUCCUUCUCUCACUGAGACACCUCAGGAAAAACCUCCUCAUAAACAUAAGAUCUCACUCAAGGAAAUACAGCACCGGCCCCAGAGUGGUUUAAGAUCUAAAAAUGGACCUGUAAAUGGGAAUAACUCAACACAAGACCCCUCUCAGUCCCAACAUUCCAUCACAGAGAAGAUGGACGUUUUACAAGCAGGCAAAACACAACUACAUCUUAACACCAAAGACUACCAGGUGAGGCCCCCUGAGAGGUUUAGUGCUGAGGACUCAACUAUACGGCUGGAGAUUAAGUCCACCCCCAGGUACAUGACCCUGACGGCAGUUGCCACCGCUCCGCCGCCCCCCGUGGCUAUUGUCCCUCCAAUGGGUCCACAGCAAUCCCCAGAGCCCAUGGAGACAGAGAAUGCAGGCAAUGAGCUGCCAUUUAAGAUUUUGCAGGCCUGGUCCAUCAACGAACAACAGGCAGAAAACCUGUGGGAAAGAGCUAAAGAUGAUGCAAGUUCUCUAUCUGUCCUAAAUGAGACGGUUCAAGUUGAGAGUCUUAUGGAGUAUGAUAAGCCUGUAGAUGCAUCUGCAACAAGUUCAAUGGCAUCUACAGGAGAGGACACUGAUGAGGUCCUUCAAGUCAUCACACAGAUGGACAAGAGAUCACCUUCACCAUUUGUCCACACCAACCCUCAGGCAACUGAUAUUGUAUGCAUCGGUGGUGCCCAGACAAUCGUGGAAGGUAGCUCUAAUGUUGCAGAUGAGAGAACUCCUGAUUUGUCCACAAUUGCUGAAGUUCAGUUCAAGUUAUGUGCGCUGCAGAGACUGGUUACUUAUCUGGAGAGUGCGACAACAGUCACAGAGGCAAAGGAUGGUUGUCUAGAGGCCAUAUUGGAGUUGUAUUGGGGCGGGGAUACCUCUAACCUGGUAGAAGCUUUAAAAGGUGAAAGGGCUAAGAAAAUCAUGCAGGAUGUGUCUGCCUGGGCCGCAGAGGAUGAGAAAGCAGUGGUUUUCUUUGCAGUCAGUGGUAUAUCACUGGGGGAAGUGGUUGAGACAUUUCCCAUCCCAGUACAUGUUGACACCUCUUCCCAAGUGGGUUACAGGUCAUCAUGGUUAAAUGUCAACGAGAAGCUGAAUGACAUUGACAAAGAUUCUGGAAGAGCUUGGUCUCUGUGGUUCAUACCAGAUAAAGCAGAGGAGAGUUCCAAAGUGGUUGGGGGUGUCCAGAUAGAUGACACCUUCUACAGCAAGAUGGAGACUGUGGAAUUGCCUGCACGACAACCUGUUGUAGCAGAAGCAACAGACUCAGACCUCCCAACAAACACAGACCUCACGAUGGACGCAGACCCCCCAACAAACAAAGACCUCCCUACAAACGCAGACUCAAAGACGGAACCCCUUUCCCCAAUGAUUUUAACCGUCCUCACACCAGAGGAUGCUGUGAAACUGCUUGCUGAAACAGAGGCACCAGAGGCAGACCUCAAAACGGUCACAGACCUCACAACAGACUCGGACGACACAGAACCCCUUUCCCCAAUGAAUUUGACUGUCCUGACAUCUGAGGAUGCCAUGAGACUGUUUUGCCAGAUCGAGAAUGGUUCUGAUCUCCAACUCGCGUCCCCUGAAUCCUGCUCUGAAAACAAAGAUAAGACACAGACAAAGCAACUAGAGAAUAUAGAAAGUGGCAGCUUAGAUAAGUCCUGCUACUGUCCUUGUAUCAUUGAAACGGACAAUGGGUUUGAAAUGGGCCUAUGCUCCAGUUGUCAGAGAGAGAAAGGAUUGCAGCAGGGCACAAGAUGCAUAACAAUCGCUCACUGCUUUACCAUGUCAGAUACAAAUGAUCAGGAGACAAAGGUCCCUAAUGACUCUGUGGCGAAGGCGACUGUUGACAAUGAAUGCAGGGACAAGAAGCAGAUGCAUUCAACUGAAGAAGAGGGUGAUGACAAUCAAUCCUGUGACAAUAAGACACAGGGUGAAAUGCAGCAAUGUACAGGAGUCAUACCGAUCACUGACUUUUUUUUCUGGUCAGAUACAAGUGAGGAUUCAGAUCAGGAGACAGAGGAAAGCUAUAAUGAACAACAUGCUCAGAUUGAGGCUCAUGCUUCUAAUGUUAAAAGGACAGAGCCUGAAACGGAUGCCAAAGCACCAUGUGAGUCAUCCCAAGAAUGUACGACCCAAAGCAAAGUCAGUCCUGGUUCUGAGAAUAGGGAAAGAUGGCAAGAGAAGGACCAAGACUGUAGGACGAGUACAUUACCACUUCCCAAGGUUGAAAACCCGUCUAAGUUAAGAGCUAACAUCAUAGCAGACAACUGGUGUUCACCUAUAGCGGACUGUGGUUCACCUGUAGAAAAGUAUGACAAAGUUGCUUACUUUGUCACCCAAUACAAAACCUGCAAGUCAAAGAAAAAAGUACAACAAAAAAUGGAAAAGGAGAAGACCCUCCAUCCAACGUCAUCUGACAGACAAAAGGACAAGAAAAGCCAUGGGAGAGCAGAGAGGGGAAGGUCACCAUCCCAAACCGCUAAGUACUCUGGGUUGAAGGCAACUGUGGAUAAUCAAUGCAGGGACAUGAAGCCACAUGCGUCACACAAGAGGAGACAUUCAACUGAGAGUGAUGAAACUCGAUGUAAAGACAAGAAGAGGGGUUCAUCAACUGCGAAAGAGUGUGAAGGCUGUCAAUCCAGAGACAAGAAGCCACCGAAGAGGAGACAUUCAACUGAGAAAGAGAGAGAGGACAAUCAAAGUAGGGACAGGAUGUCACAGAAGAGGAGAAAUUCAACUGAAACUGAAGGCAGGAACUCUGACUCCAAAGAGUUACAGUGCCAGUUGGUGGACAGAGAGAGGGGCAGUGGAAACUCACUCCCGUGCCCUGGGGUGAAAACCCUCCAUGUACAGGGAUCCUCAACUACCACCGUUCCUCUCAAACUCUUCAUAAACAUCCCCAAAUAGCCUUCCAUAAUCGCCUCACCCUCAAAACAUCAUGAAGUCCCCAUUGUGCCAAAGACUAAAGCCCAGAACAAAAUUAGCAGACACCGUUCCCCUGCAAAGUCAGUGUCUUCUGUUGUCAAAGAGCGGCAGAGGAACGGCAUCAAACACAAGCAAAAAAUUCAAUGCCAAAAAGUCAGAUUGAAAAAGCUGUACUUACCCAAACAUCUUGUCAGGAAAGGUUCUCCACCAAGCCGGAAGAGAGAGGAAGAUUCUCCACCAAGCCGGAAGAGAGUGGAAGGUUCCCCACCAAGCCAGAGGAGAGAGGAAGGUUCUCCACCAAAGCAGAAGAAGGUGGCGGAUAGAGGAGAGCCUGGGGGUUUAGGGAUUAUGGUCUCUAAGAACUCUGACUCGUCCAAGAAACUAAAACCUAAGGCAGAGAGUGACUUGACAUCCCAACAGAAGUUGCCAAAGAUUCCAAAGGUGUUGAAAAAGAAUGAGAAAGGAAAGUUGUCAAAAAGUGAGUGUGAGUACGACUCGCUGCACCCCAAGCCAAAGCUGCCAAGGAUUCCGAAGCUUCCGAGGACUCCAGAGGUUUCAAAGGAUUGGCAUGAGAGAGAGGACAGGAAAGAGACAUCUCCCAGUGCUUCACCUGAAUCACAAACGCUGGACAAACCUGCAAGAGUGGCACACAAGCCCAAACCUUUUAUCAAGCCUGCCAGGCCCAAUGGUUACAGCCCAGGUUGUCAUGCUUGCCAUAAUCCGGCCAGGAUAUCACCGCAACAUGGCAAGCGACCUUUUGGGGCAAAAGUCUCUGCAAGGCAGCAGGUGUUCUCAGAUUGGGAGAGCAGCUUUGUCCCGACUCCAACCCCCCAGACUCGCAGGCGAUCAGGGUGUCCUCCAGAGGAAGUGGAAGGUCAACAGGCCAGUCCCCGUUCCAGCUCGGAGACCAGGAUCAUCCGACCCAUUCUAAAACGCGUCGAUGCUCCACCAAAACCCAAGCGGAACAUCUUUCCUUUGAAUCCGAGGAACGUGCACUACUUCAAGCCCUGUGAAUAUGAAAAUUACGUCAUGUUCAACAGGUCUUACACAGAUCCAGAAGAUGCACAGCGUUCUGAUCAUGAAGAGGAAGAUGUUCCUGUGAACUGCCAGAACACAAAGGAACAGCCCCCCGUUAUGGAAGAGAAGCGGCAAGAUAUAGGGGAGCUGAAGCCUAGACCACGCAGUUUAUGUGAAAAUCGCUUCAAAAGGAAGUGGGAAAUGGCCUGCUGCCAUUUUGAUGAAGGAGAGCAUUGUUCAGGCAAAGCAUUGGACGAAGUCUCUCCAUCGUGAUCCUCCAAAAUAAUUCAGACACUCAGCAAAAAAACUGGAGUUGGUUACAACAAGUCAGAGAAGCAGAAGAGGCCAAAUGAAAUUGAAGGUUCCUCUCAGAAUGCAAGUCCCCUUCACGGUAACCAUCCAACUGACUCUCUGAAUGCAAGUCCCCUUCACGGUAACCAUCCAACUGACUCUCUGAAUGCAAGUCCCCUUCACGGUAACCAUCCAACUGACUCUCUGAAUGCAAGUCCCCUUCACGGUAACCAUCCAACUGACUCUCUGAAUGCAAGUCCCCUUCACGGUAACCAUCCAACUGACUCUCUGAAUGCAAGUCCCCUUCACGGUAACCAUCCAACUGACUCUCUGAAUGCAAGUCCCCUUCACGGUAACCAUCCAACUGACUCUCUGAAUGCAAGUCCCCUUCACGGUAACCAUCCAACUGACUCUCUGAAUGCAAGUCCCCUUCACGGUAACCAUCCAACUGACUCUCUGAAUGCAAGUCCCCUUCACGGUAACCAUCCAACUGACUCUGAAUGCAAGUCCCCUUCACGGUAACCAUCCAACUGACUCUCUGAAUGCAAGUCCCCUUCACGGUAACCAUCCAACUGACUCUCUGAAUGCAAGUCCCCUUCACGGUAACCAUCCAACUGACUCUCUGAAUGCAAGUCCCCUUCACGGUAACCAUCCAACUGACUCUCUGAAUGCAAGUCCCCUUCACGGUAACCAUCCAACUGACUCUCUGAAUGCAAGCCCCCUUCACGGUAACUAUUCAGGUUCCUCUCAGAAUGUAAGCCCCCCUCGUGGUCACCAUUCAUCCUCCAGCCAGGGGAGAAGAGUUGAGCCAGCGGCCAGGCACCAUGGCUUUCCCGUGGAUGAAAUGAACGAGCGUUGGUCAGGAGACAGAUGCGAUUCGUAAGCCAAUCAGUCGGCCAUGACAGGAUACAGUAGUUGAUGCAACCUGCAAAGACAAUGACAUCGUGCCUAUGCUGUUUUUUAAAACUUAAACACUACAGACAGUGCCUAUAUUUAGGCUACAUUAUGCAGUUUACUUUUCUACAUGUUUUUAAAUUAAUAAAUGUCUUAUUUCUCCCCCAAUAAUAGGCUCGGUUAUCUGCAGUUGAAACAGUCAGAAGUGUAUAUUAUAUAUUAUGUACAUUGUUACUCUUGACACCUAACAUGCUGACCAAACCGCCCGCUUGCGUGGGUACGCCAUCCUGUGCAAGUUGAUUUUGUUCACCCACACCUGAUGCGAUCAGGACACGCAGGUUGCAAUAUCAAAACAAACUCUGAUUAGAUUAAUUUGUGGACGGUCAAAAAGCAUUAAAUAUUUAUGGCAAUUUAGAUAGCUAGCUUGCUUUUGCUAGCUAAUUUGUCCUGGUAUAUAAACAUUGGGUUGUUACUUUACCUGAAAUGAACAGUUCUUCUACUCUGACAAUUAAUCCACAGAUAAAACGGUAAACCGAAUUCGUUUCUCGUCAUCUCUCCUUCAGGCUUCUUUUUCUUUGGACUUUAUAUGGUGGUUGGCAACCAACUUUACAGCAUCACUAUAACCAACCAGAGUGUGGAUAUAAGUUAAUCUUUCAAUCACCCAGGUGGGUAUAUGCUCUUAAAAACCAAUGAGGAGAUGGGUGAGGCCGGACUUGCAGCACGUUGAGUGUCGCAAAUAGAACCAAUUUUCGCGCUCGCUGACGCACAAUGAUUGAAUAACAUGUAUGUUUACAUUUAUUUUGCAACGCUUGCGCAUGCAAAGCAAGCGGUGUGGUCAGCAUGUGAUUGGGUGAUUGGUGUUUGGUUAUUCGUAUUCCUAUAGUAUUAUUUGCCUGCAUUGUUAGGGCAUCAUCCUAAUGAUGGUAUUGGAAAUGGUAUUUUGUUUGUUUACAGCCAGAACCAAAGCUAAAGGGGAGAAACCAGACGAGUUUCUGUUGUCCCAUACACAAAACAUGUCAAUUGUAACAGGUGUUUUUUAACACUGGUGAUAAAUGUAUCAUAGAUGUCUGACAUCAAAUGAUAUUUGAAAGCCGUUGUCAUUUGUUUGAUGUAGUUCCUUGCACUGGGUUUAUAGUUAUCUGUGGCUAUAGAUGAUGUUUGUAGUUAAAUUCAACUGAUGCUGCUAAUGUUUCGGGUAUUGAGGAAUGUAUGUAGUUAACAGGUCACUGGUUUUAAACUAGUAUUAAAUUUGUCAAUCCCAUGUUUUGUAUUUAAUUUGUCCGUUUUGAUGCUGUAUUAUUUUGUUUUAUACACUGCUCAAAAAAAUAAAGGGAACACUUAAACAACA